Pteronotus mesoamericanus is the source of this 6136-nucleotide messenger RNA. It is a transcript of the gene EGF, whose product is annotated as epidermal growth factor. Lineage: Eukaryota; Metazoa; Chordata; Mammalia; Chiroptera; Mormoopidae. Gene Ontology annotation, molecular function: Wnt-protein binding; calcium ion binding; Wnt receptor activity. Bases 464 to 3877 code for a protein of 1137 amino acids. The record is from RefSeq and is a predicted model, not a curated record. The transcript has 24 exons. Gene Ontology annotation, cellular component: plasma membrane. Gene Ontology annotation, biological process: canonical Wnt signaling pathway.
AGAAACGGUGUUUGGGGAGGACUCGGAUCUCCAUAUUUCUUCUUUCAGCUUCAUCAAGUGUUGUGGCUGGAACUUUCCAUCAAUUCUUUCCUUUUUUUUUUUUUCCCCUCCCUCCAGCCUUUGCCUGCUGGGCUCUGUCUGUCACAGCGAAGUCCGAGGCAGGCCUCCAGAGUGUGCAGGUUAAAUUGCGAAAUGUGUCAUAAGGAUGUCAGGUAUUUCUUACCGGUUUCCCAAAAACUUAGAUAAAGAAAUCUUUCCUAGAGUGUCCCUUUCAGGUUGCAUUUGGACACUGUCUUGAGUUGAAGCAGAAGGAGGUGGAGGGCAACAGCAAAGAGCCCAGGAAAAAAUGCCCCAGGGCUGCAGGCCAAGCUGGGUGAGCACGCCUUGGGGCAGACGUACCCUCCUUGCUAUGCUCCGCCAAAGUCAAGUUAUUUUCUGUUGAAAGUUCAAGCCCAUCAAGAUCAUGCUGCUCCUCCUUGUCAUUCUGUUGCCAGCAGUUUUUCAGUUCGGGUUUGUUAGUGUCUCAGCAGUCCAGCGCUGGAACUGCCCCUCAGGAAAUGGGGAUUCUACUUGUGUGGGUCCUGCACCCUUCUUAAUUUUUUCUCAUGGAAAUAGUAUCUAUAGAAUUGACCUGGAAGGAACCAAUCAUGACAAAUUGGUGACAGAUGCUGGCGUGUCAGUGAUCAUGGAUUUUCAUUACAACAAAGAAAGAAUCUAUUGGGUAGAUCUAGAAAAACAACUUUUGCAAAGAGUUUUUCUGAAUGGGACAAGGCAAGAGAGAGUAUUCAAUGUAGAGAAAAAUGUUUCAGGAAUGGCAAUUAAUUGGAUAAAUGAAGAAAUUAUUUGGUCAAAUCAACAGGAAGGAAUCAUUACAGUAACAGAUAUGAAAGGAAACAAUUCCCGUGUUCUCUUAAGCACCUUAAAAUAUCCUGCAGACGUAGCAGUUGAUCCAGUAGAAAGGUUCGUAUUUUGGUCUUCAGAGGUGGCUGGCAGGCUUCACAGAGCAGAUCUCAGUGGUGCUGAAGUAAAGAUUCUGCUAGAAACAUCAGAGAAAAUAGCAGCCAUGUCUUUGGAUGUGCUUGAUAAACGGCUCUUUUGGAUUCAGUACAGCAGAGAAGGAGGAAAUUCUCGUAUUUGUUCGUGUGAUUAUGGUGGAGGUUCUAUCCAUUUCAGCAAACAUCUUGCACAGCACACUUUAUUUUCAAUGUCCCUUUUUGGUGACCGUAUCUUCUAUUCAACAUGGAGAAAGAAGACAAUUUGGAUAGCUAACAAACACACUGGGAAGAAUAUGGUUAGAAUUAACCUCAACUCAUCAUUUGCACCACCUGGUGGAAUUAAAGUAGUGCACCCAUUCGUACAGCCCAAGGUGGAGCGUGAUCCUUGGGCGUCUGGUCAGAAACUCUGCAAACUGAAGGAAGGUAACUGCAGAGGCAGCGUGUGUGGGCGAGACCCUAAGUCUCAUUCGUGCUCCUGUGCGGAGGGAUAUGCCUUAAGCCCGGACGGAAAGUACUGUGAAGAUAUCAAUGAAUGUGCCCUUUGGAAUCAUGGCUGUACUCUCGGGUGUGAAAACAUUGCUGGAUCCUAUUAUUGCACAUGCCCUGCAGGAUUUGUUCUGCUUCCUGAUGGGAAACGGUGUCACCAAUUAAUUUCCUGCCCAAGCAAUGCAUCUGAAUGCAGCCAUGACUGUGUUCUGACUUCAGAUGGUCCCACGUGUUUCUGUCCAGAAGGCUCAGUGCUUGAGACAGAUGGAAAAACAUGUAGCGGCUGUUCAUCGCCUGAUAAUGGUGGGUGCAGCCAACUCUGCCUUCCACUCAGCCCAGUAUCUUGGGAAUGUGGUUGUCUUCCUGGGUAUGACCUACAACUGGACAAAAAAAGCUGUGCAGCUUCAGGACCACUACCGUUUCUGCUGUUUGCCAAUUCUCAAGAUAUUCGACAUAUGCAUUUUGAUGGAGCAGACUAUGGAACCCUCCUCAGCCAACAAAUGGGAACAGUUUUCGCACUUGAUCAUGACCCUGUGGAAAAUAAGGUAUACUUUGCCCAUACGACCUUGAAGUGGAUAGAGAGAGCCAAUAUGGAUGGUUCCCAGAGAGAAAGGCUUAUUGAAGAAGGAGUAGAUGUUCCAGAAGGUCUUGCUGUAGACUGGAUUGACCGUAAACUCUAUUGGACAGACAGAGGGAAAUCUGUCAUUGAAGGCAGUAAUUUAAAUGGAAAACAUCGUGAAAUAAUCAUUAAGGAGGACAUCUCUCAGCCACGAGGAAUCGCUGUUCAUCCGAUGGCCAAGAAAUUAUUCUGGACUGAUAUGGGGAUUAAUCCACGAAUUGAAAGUUCUUCCCUUGAAGGCCUUGGCCGACGGGUUAUUGCUGGCUCUGAGCUGGUCUGGCCCAGUGGAAUAACGAUUGAUUUCUUAACUGACAAGUUGUAUUGGUGCGAUGCCAAGCAGUCUGUGAUUGAAAUGGCCAAUCUGGAUGGUUCAAAACGCCAAAGACUUGCCCAGAACGAUGUAGGUCACCCAUUUGCUGUGGCUGUGUUUGAGGAUCACGUGUGGUUCUCUGACUGGACUGUGCCAUCGGUAAUAAGGGUGAACAAGAGGACUGGCAAAAAUAGGGUACGUCUCCGAGGCAGCAUGCUGAAGCCCUCAUCACUGGUUGUAGUUCAUCCAUUGGCAAAACCAGGAGCAAAUCCCUGCUUAUAUAAAAAUGGAGGCUGUGAACACAUUUGCAAAGUGAAGUUUGGAACUGCUCAGUGUUCAUGUCGUGAAGGUUUUGUGGAAGCCUCAGAUGGGAAAAUGUGUCUGGCUCUAAAUGUCCAUCAGAUAUCGACAGGUAGUGAAGCAGAUCUAAGUCAUCAAGAAGUGUCAUCGGACGUCUUAUCCAGGAGUCAAGGGUCUGAAGAUAACAUUACAGAAUCUCAACAUUUGCUAGUGGCUGAAAUCAUGGUGUCAGAUGAAGAUGACUGCGGCCCUGUGGGGUGCGGUGCGCGCUCUCAAUGCGUUUCGGACGGAGAGGUUGCCAUGUGUCAGUGUCUGAGAGGAUUUGCUGGGGAUGGAAAAGUGUGUUCUGAUAUAGAUGAAUGUGAGGUGGGUAUCACAGCUUGCCCGCACCCCUCCUCCAAGUGCAUCAAUACUGAAGGUGGCUACGUGUGCCGGUGCUCAGAAGGCUACCAAGGAAACGGGACUCAUUGUUUUGACAUUGAUGAAUGCCAACUGGGCACGCACACCUGUGGGAAAAAUGCCACCUGUACAAAUACAGAGGGAAACUACACCUGCAUGUGUGCCAGCAGCCUGUCUGAACCUGGAUGGAAUUGCCCUGACUCGACUCCACCCUCUCAUCUCAGGGAGGAUGGCCACUAUUCUGUGAGAAAUAGCUACCCAGAAUGCCCCGCGUCGCACGCCGGGUACUGCCUCCACGGUGGUGUGUGUAUGUACAUUGAAUCCGUGAACAGCUACGCAUGCAACUGUGUUGUUGGCUACGUGGGGGAGCGAUGUCAGCACCGAGACUUGAAAUGGUGGGAGCUGCGCCAUGCUGACCACGGGCGGCGGCAGCGGAACAUCGCCGUGGUGGCUGUCUGCGUGGUGGCGCUGGUCCUGCUGCUGCUCCUGGUGCUGUGGGGUGCCCACCACUACAGGACUCAGAAGCAUCUAUCAAAAAAUCCAGAAAACCCUUAUGAAGAGUCGAGUGGAGAAGUGAGCGUUAGCAGGCCUGCAGACAGAGAGGCUGGGAUGUCCUCUUGCCCCCAACCUUGGUUUGUGGUUAUAAAGGAACACCAGAAUCUCAGCAAUGGGAAUCAACCUGUGGCCCUUCAAGAAGGCCAGGCAGCAGAUGUUGGCCAGUUUUUCUCCCGGGAGCCUGGUGAACGGUUAUCUUCACCUUCAUCCUGAAUGUCUUCCUGAAUGUUAAAGGGUCAGUGCAACAGCAUCACUGAGGAAGGAGCCCCAGAUGUGUGUAGGCACAGAGCACAGCUGCGACAUUCCACCAUCGGGUGAUAAUGGCUCUGCUCUCCAGAGAAUGGAGUGUAGCUUUCCUCUCCCUUCCCGUGGGGCGCACCCACUGCACUGGGGGUUGAGAAGCCCCGUCCUCCCUGGUCAGCUAACCCAUCAUGGCCACAAAGGACCCCAGAUCCACCACACCAAGUAGAGCUGAUUCCGUGAAAACUGGAAGUUGGAGAAGCACUAACUGUAUGUGUGGACAGUAAUACUUUGUUUCAAAAAGUAGAGGGAAAAAUACAAAUUUUGACUCCACAGUUUCUACAACUAAUCACCUGCUGAGCAUUCUGGAAACAAACAUGAAUUAUAUUUUUGCUUCUUCCUUCAAGCAGUCCCAUGGCAGAUUUUCAAGUUAGAGUAACUGGGACAACCACUAGAUAACUCAUUACAAACCAAAUGGGGAUAUUUGCGCUUUAUAAAUUGUGUUGUCUUCAAUAAUCAAUAGGGUUUUUCCCCCUGCAGCCUCAGAAGCAUUCUGGGAUUAAAGCAGGCAGUCACACUGGUUUAGUCAGUUAUAAAGUAAUUUCUUGUAUCUGGACAGAACAUUUAGCUCAAUCUAAAGAAAUGAUUAGAAUAUUAAAAUUACUGUUAUGAUACAUUGCAGGCAUUUAAUUUAUCACUUAUCAUUUAACUUAUCCAUGCUGGUAAUUUUGAGGAAUGUAUUAUAAAUUAAUGAAAGAUGUACUUAUUUAGAAACUUAUUUCUUCAGAGUUAGAUGAGUUAUUUUUUCUAUUUUAAAAUCUUUAAAUGAAAACAUUUUUAAAACAUUACCCGAGAUGCCAGUGUUUCUCAGUUAUUACUAUCCUUUCCCCCUCAGAAGUUUUUUCUAAUGAAAAUGGUAAAUUUUCCUUUUAUGUGUUUGCAAAGAAUUUUCACUUAUUUUCAAAUGUGAGAUUGUAAGCAAAUCGCCAGAUUUAUUUUCAUUAUGAACAACAAUCAAUUUCUUCUAAUUAUUUAAAUAAAAUCACCAUAAAAUAUAAACACUUAUUUAUUGUAUACCUGGUUAAAGUUGAAUCAAAGAGAUUUGCCAAACUUGUUAUUGUUACUCCUUUAAAAAAAAAUUCUUUAACUGUAUACAUUUUACAAAGUGUUCUAAAUAAAUAUCAUUCUUGCAGCUCAGGCAUUGUUACUACAAUUUACACAACCUGACACAGGAAAUGGGGAUUGUUCAGGCUUUGGAUUGUUUAGUUCCUGCAUUAACUGGCCCCCUUUGUUCAACUUUUCUAUCGUUUUUCUUCAAUUCCUUGGAUUUUGCUUACACCAGAAUUCAGCAUAAAAAAUGAAUUGAAGUACAUCUCUUCAAGUGGAUACCCCUUAGAAAUUUUAGUAAAGAUCUGGUGGAGGGUGGGGAGGGUAACUUACAUUAGUUAAAUAUUCAGUAUGACCCUUUUCCCCAGUUAACUUAGAUUUUUGUCUAUUCAGUUUUGCUUUGACAGUUGAUAUACUGGAGGAUCAGAAGACCCAUCUAGUAUUUCUUUUUUUAAAAAUUACAUUUUAUUGAUUAUGCUAUUAUAAUUGUCCCAAUUUUUUCCCAUUUGCCCCCCUCCACUCAGCACCCCUCACUCCUUCAGGCAAUCAAUCACCCUGCCAUUGUUCAUGUCCAUGGGUCAUGCAUGUAAAUUCUUUGGCUACUACAUUUUCUAUACUGUACUUUUUAAAAAAAUACUUUAAAAUGUUUACCAAAUAAAAACAGUGACAUAAUUUCUGGGAAUAAUAAGGACAAUGCUAGAGUAAAUAAUAAAGAGAGGACCCAAUUUAAGGAAUGGGAAUAUCUUUGAGGAGUCACAUUUAAGCUGAGAUCUGAAGGAAGAAUUAGAGUUCACCAGAAAUACAGUAUUCUAAGUCAAGGGAAUAUGUUCCCUUCUAUAUUGGGAAGCUCCUCAAGAUUUCUUUUGUUUGCUUUUAAAUAAACUUUUCACUUUAGAUUGAUUUUAGAUGUACAGAUAAUACAGAGAUAGAUCACAAAGAUAAUACAGAGAUGGUGUUAUUAUCUAACAUUACUAUAGUAUACUUGUCACAAAUAAAGAAUCAACAUUAGCUAUACUGUACUUUAUAUCUCAUGGGUAUUCUGUAACCACGUAUUUGUACUUCUUAAUCCCCUCACCUCUUCAUCUAUUCCCCAACAUCCCCCUCCUGUCUGGCAACCAUCAAAAU